Molecule: messenger RNA, 524 nt
Organism: Dreissena polymorpha
Lineage: Eukaryota; Metazoa; Mollusca; Bivalvia; Myida; Dreissenidae
Exons: 3
Coding region: 201-524 (107 amino acids)
Source: RefSeq, a predicted model, not a curated record
AUGUCAUGAUUAAAAUACAACUAACAAUUCUUUAUUGAUUCUACCAAUACGACUAAUCAGGAUUUUGUUAUUAUAUCUUGUAAGCUGUCGUGUUUGCGUCACACAAGCUUUAUAUUAUACAGAAAAAGAAUGCAAAGAAAGAAGUAACUGACCAGAAGCUAGGGUUGGCUGGUACUGGCGGCGGCAGAAAGCUGCCAGAAAUGACGAAGACGUCGGCGGCAGUGUCGGAGCUAUUCGCGGGCUCCGCCAGUUUUCACGGUGUUAGCGAUGACGCUGACACUGCUAUAUUUGGAGAUUUAUCAUCCCAGGCUGCCUACGAUGCGCUUGCGGACUUGGUCCCACUUAUUGAAGCGGCAAAAGUUGGAUCCUCCUUGUUCCUGGACUGUCAGGGCAGCAAUGGCCACGCAACGGAGACGCCGCAGGUCACAGACGAACCAGCGAUCGUCCCCGUUGAUGCAACAGUUCCAGUGACUGAUGUGAAGUUCGUUGCCACUAAAGUUAGUGAACCGACAAAGAGUACGUAG